AACCAACCAAGGAUCAGAAAAUGACAUUCAGCCUUCUUUCAUAAGAUUAUGAUUUUAUGAUAUGAACAAAUUCACAUUUUUUUUUCAUUUUGUUUUACCCCUAAUAAUAUUCUCUCCACAUCUCACUCCUUUUUUUUGUUUUUCUCUCUCCUCAAUCCAUCCAUCCAUCCAUUCAUUCAUCCUGAUGAUUACUAUUUAAUGAUGAUUUUAAUGGAAAAAGAGAGUGAUUAGUAUGAUCCCCACCCACCUUCAUCUUCACCUUCACCUUCUUCUUCCUUCUCUUAACUCACUACUCUCACCACUUUCUUUUUAACUUUUUUUUUUUUUUUUUUUAUAUAUAUAAUUUUUUUUUUUGAAUUUAUCUUCUAAUCUUUUGGAUUUAUCUUUUUGAUAACCAACAAGUUAUAUAUAUUUUUUUAUUAAUUUUUUUGAGGGGAAUUUAAUUGAUUAGAUUUCUAGGUAUAAAACUCCAAAAUAUAUAAAUUAAUGGGGAAUGUUAAUGGUAGAGAAGAAGGGAGUCAAUCUGAAUCAGGGUUAGUAAUUGAAGAAGAAGAAGAGGAAGAAGAAGAAACUGUUUGUGGGGUUUCACCUUCUCCAGCUCUCAUGACUCACUCUCCUCCUCAAAGUCCUAGAACUGUUCAAUCUCCUCUUAAAUUUGCUCCUCAGCCUCCCGUGGCUCCAAUACAAAAACCCGAUGACCUGCAUAUCCUGAAUCCAACAUGGUUACAUUCAUCGCCGUCUGAUGAAGAAAUGAGUUUUGAGCAAGGAAUUCCUACUAUGUUCACUUGGAGUUGUGGUGGCAAGGAAGUUGCUGUGGAGGGUUCAUGGGAUAACUGGAAGACAAGAAAACCACUACAGAGAUCAGGAAAGGACUUUACUCUCAUGAAAGUGCUGCCAUCAGGAGUUUACCAAUAUAGGUUUAUUGUUGAUGGUGUGUGGACUUAUUCAUCCGAUUUACCGUGGAUCCAGGACGAGACUGGAAAUUAUUACAAUGUUUUGGAUUUGCAGGAUUAUGUCCCAGAAGACACAGAGAGCAUAUCGGGAUUUGAGCCACCACAAUCUCCAGAUAGUAGCUAUAAUAAUACAGAACUUAACCAAGAUGAUUUUGCCAAGGAACCACCACUUGUUCCUCCUCACCUUAACAUGACCUUGCUUAAUGUACCUUCUCUGUGCACAGAGGCGCCGCCGCCUUCUCUUUCAAGACCUCAACAUGUGGUUCUUAAUCAUCUUUACAUGCAGAAGGGAAAGAGCGGUCCAUCAGUUGUCGCACUUGGCUCUACACAUAGGUUCAAGUCCAAGUAUGUGACUGUUGUACUCUACAAAUCUCUGUAGGGAUGUGUUUUUGAGAUAUUAUUUAAAUCUAUAGAGGGUUGGGUUUAGUAGUAAUGGUGAGGAUAGAUCAGAACAAUGUACUGUAACGUUGCUGGAUGAAGUAGACUAUAGAAGGCGCUCAAGUACCAAAUUUUAUGUUUGCUUCAAUUUGACAACCUCUUUGUCCUCUUUA
Chenopodium quinoa (quinoa) is the source of this 1504-nucleotide messenger RNA. Its product is annotated as SNF1-related protein kinase regulatory subunit beta-2-like. The transcript is spliced from 4 exons. The record is from RefSeq and is a predicted model, not a curated record. Gene Ontology annotation, molecular function: protein binding. Lineage: Eukaryota; Viridiplantae; Streptophyta; Magnoliopsida; Caryophyllales; Amaranthaceae. The coding region runs from base 487 to 1332 and encodes 281 amino acids.